AAAUUCUGCAAAAAAAUGCUAUUUUUCCUACAGCUUGUGGAAGAAAAUGCGGCAGAAGAUGCCACCCAGGACGAGAAACGAAGUGGAAUCCUUCGCUCCAAAAAGAGCGGCUCUCACCGCAGCCUCCGGGCUUGGCGGUGGCCUCCGGCAAAAGCCUGGCGGCACUCUGGGCAGCCCGCAGACCCCUCCGAGGGAUGCUCCCGCGGCGCGGGCGAUGCCCCCGGAUUCGGCGGCCAGGGCGGGAUGAGGCUGCUGGGCGCCGCGCUGCUGGCCGCCGGCCUGCUCGGCGCCGCCGGCCGGGCCGAGGAGACGCCGCGGGACGACAGGCGCCCGCGGACCUGCUUCUUCGAGCCGCUCGGCAGCCUGGACAGCAAGUUCUGCAGAGGGGAUUUGGAAGUCAUCUACCCCGAGCUGGGCGACGUGGGCUGCACCUACAUCCCUGAGUGCCGCCAGUACAGGCGGCGCAUCAGCCGCGAGUGGAGCAGCCCGCAGGUCCGGUACGCACGGGCUGGCAAGAGCAAGAAGUACGUGCUGAUCAUGGUGGACCCGGACGCUCCCAGCCGAGCGAAUCCGAGGAACCGCUUCUGGAGACACUGGCUCGUCACCGACAUCAGAGGCGCCGAUCUGAGGGCCGGGAACCCCAAAGGCCACGUGCUGGCAGACUACGUCCGCCCGGCGCCGCCAGCCCGCAGCGGGUACCACCGCUACCAGCUCCGCCUGUACGAGCAGCCGGCGCACGAGGCCAUCGCCCUGAGCGCCGGGGAGCUGGUCUCGCCGGGUGCCUGGUCCAUGGAGCGCUUCGUGGAGCGGUUUCGGCUCGGCUCCCCCGUGGCAUCCACCCAGUUCCUCACGAAGCACCACGGCGAUUAGCCGGGGCGGCCGCCCCUUCCCCGCGCUGCAGAGCCCAGCUGCGGCUGCCGGGAGGACGGUGCCGCCCGCCGGAGACCUGCGACGGCGCCGGGAAGGGGCCUGGGAAGCGCUUUUUUACCUGCCCUCAUCUUCGCAGCCAGAAAUUGCAGCCACCCUCUUCCGAAACGCUGGGCUUGUUCCUGCCGCACGCCGCGUCCCCCGUCUCCUCCCGCCACCCGCUCCCGGGAAGCCCCCGGCACGUCCCGCCGGCGGCCUGGGAGCCCUCAGCUGUGCCGCCUGCGGCUUGCGGAAUAAAGUGUGGAUAGAGCA
Molecule: messenger RNA, 1179 nt
Organism: Rhea pennata
Lineage: Eukaryota; Metazoa; Chordata; Aves; Rheiformes; Rheidae
Gene: PEBP4
Product: phosphatidylethanolamine binding protein 4
Exons: 7
Coding region: 16-870 (284 amino acids)
Source: RefSeq, a predicted model, not a curated record